Molecule: messenger RNA, 4037 nt
Organism: Eleginops maclovinus (Patagonian blennie)
Lineage: Eukaryota; Metazoa; Chordata; Actinopteri; Perciformes; Eleginopidae
Gene: cipcb
Product: CLOCK-interacting pacemaker b
Biological process (GO): negative regulation of circadian rhythm; negative regulation of DNA-templated transcription
Cellular component (GO): nucleus
Source: RefSeq, a predicted model, not a curated record
GGAGCAUCUGUGCGAAUAUCUUCUGCUUUGUGAUUUUCACAGUCUAGGAACAAUCGCCGGUAGUUGUGUGAAAGCCCACGACCAGUCGGUGUCGUGAGUUCCGAUUUGAAGCUCUCAAAGGACAAUUAAACUGCAACGGUUAAUGUCUGUUGUCAUCGUGCUCCGCAUGUGACCCAGCGGAAAGGCUGGGCGGCUCGUGCAGUGUACCUACAGUGGAACACAGAGUUCAAUUGGACAGUGUUGAUUCACCACACCGAGGAGAGGAAACCGAGACACAACAGGAACCAAGACCCGGCUGCAGGCUCAUACGAAUCGAAGCCAGCUUCGUUGAAACGGCGCUAAGCACUAAUUGCUGUGAGAGCUUUUCAAGCCAAGGAUAUAAUCAGGAAAGGAGAUGAGCACCAAGAGGAAGUCGGAGAGUCACUCCAGGAUGGCAAACAGACCACGCAUAACAAAGUCUGGAGCGUCAGGGGCUGAUUCAGAGAGAGACUCCGGAUUCUCAGAUGCAAGCUCGGAGCACAUGAGCACAAUGGACAUCACAGACUCCGAGAAGUCCCCCAUUCGUGUUGUACAGAAUGGACUGCAGACUUCUGGCUCGGGUGCCCAGUCCUCUCAACUGGCUGUAGUGGGAGGCUCCUAUUCUAGCCUCUCUCCCAUGAUCAUCAUGAACAACGUCCUCCUCAAACAGCCAGGUGAAAAUCCUCCUCCUAUGAAGCAGUGGGGUUUUAGUCCCACAGUGGAGGUGGUCCAGCCAGUGGUCCAGCAGCCUCAGGUGGUCUUCCUUCGGCCUGUGGUCUCUCGUCAAACUUCCCCUGCUUCCAAAGAGGCCUCCUCUAGACACAGACGCCCCAAGAAGUAUCUUCCAAUCCUGAAAUCCUACCCCAAGAUUGCUCCACAUCCCGGCGACAGCUCCAGUUCCUCCGGGAGAGGAACUGCUUCCUCAUCUUCCAGCAACUCUUCUUCUUCUCACUCCUUCUCGUCGUCCUCUUCUUCACACUCUUCCUCUUCUUCUGGGUCAGCGAGGGGAAGCAGUUUGACCUCCAACCACCGCGAACACUGUCAAAGAGAAAAGCAGAAGAGAAACCUUUGUGGUGGUGCUAGUAACUCCAGCUCGACCACUCCCAGUCUUCCUUCUACCCCAAGCACCCCGUCUCCUCUGCUCCAGAGACGACUCUCCCUCCCCCCAACAGAGGCCAGUGCCAGCAGCAGCCCUGCCAGGGAGAGGCUUUCAUCAGCUGUCAGCCAGGCCGAGUUUUCCACCUCCCUGUCCGUUACUCACACCAACGACUCUGUUUCCCGGGCAGCUGCCCAAGAGGAAAGCUCAUCAACAGAAUGUGACCACAGUGACGGUGACGCCGAUGCGAAGAGGAAGCGCUUCUGCAACACGUACAACAUCUUGAGCAAAUCAGGGCUUCUGGACAUCGCACUCCGCACCAAGGAGCUACACAGGCAGAACCGACGCACCCAGAGCGACCUAGACCGGCUAAAAGAGCACACAGACCUGUUCCUUCAGGCUCUGUGCAGCGGCGACACCAGCAUCUGUUUGAAGUUGCAGGCCAGCCUUCCGGUGGAGGAAGGAGAGAAAGAGAAGCAGAGAGCUGCUCAGACCAGCUUAAAGGCAGAUUAGACCUGGACUAGUGCUGGGCUGUAAUCCUGCGGACUGAGGGGGGAAUGGCAGGUUGGUGGAGGGGGAUUGUAUAGAGACAGAUGGACCGAAAGUAAUGUUCUCCACACUAUCCCCCCCCAGACUGUCUCACACAGACAGUGUGCUGUGGCCUAAUUGUGGCUGCCUGAGGGCUCUUACACCAAGCCGAUCUCAAGGAAUCGGUGCAGAUAAAAAAAAGUUUGCGCUGCCAAACGUUUUCUGUGAAAAGUUGCCCUCAUCGUAAGACUGUAGCUGGUGGCGGGCUGACAGCCAACAAGCACAUAUGUUCUGCACCUUUUGUUUUGCUGCACCCUUUCAGACAGUUGUCUUUUUAGCUUGUGAAAAAAAAUAAACUACACUCAAACAGAUUUCAGAGCCCCACCUGUAAUUGCCUCUGUCACUGUUUCAAGGUGAAUCAUCCAAACAGCCACAGAAAAGGUCGAUCAGUGCCAUCUGUGAAGGACACGCUGCACAACCCACGGGGGACGGUCAGCCACACUUUAAGUGCUGCCCAUCAUCCUGCUGUUGCUUGGUGCGUUGGGGUCAAACAAGGCUAGAACCACAGCGCCCAGUUCUGCCGGACUGAGCCUGACUAAAUGUAAUCCACUGAAACUGCCUCUCUGCACACAAAACUAUGGCUCAUUGGCAAUCAAGACCCUGAGAGAUUUUGAUCCAAGACACAAAGCGGUGAACGGACAAACUAUUUUUACAACCGAAAGCACAACACAGGCUCUGAAUCUGAACUCUUUAUUUGAAUACUGGAUCUGUAAACUUUAACGUUGCAUGACAAGGUGUUCUCAUCUACAUUUUUAAAAUAUCAGCAUACUGCUCUUUCUAACAACACAUUGUCUGAUGAAAUUAAAUGGAAUUAGGUUGGUCUGUUUCUACAGUUGUAUAUCUUUCAUGGUUGUCCCUGAGGCUAUUUUCCACUGAUACUGAUGUGUUACUUCACGUACAUCCAGUUAACUGUACAGGAUCUAAUUUAUUUCAUGCAGCCGUUGACGGGUGUCACGAUAACUGACUUUGGUACCAAGUCAAUGCCAAAAUUCUGCAAACUUGAUGAAACUUGUUUUUCUUCAGUACAGUGGCAGCUACUGUCUAGGCGCAAUGCUAAUGGUACUUCAUCGCCCCCGGGUCCAUGGGAAAAGAAUGUGGGACACAGUAGACCUAUAUUUGAUACAUCAAGGGGAUGCACCGUACUUUACCCCUGAUAUUUAUUGUUAAAAAACAUUACAUCUGUUUAAAAAUGUGCAGGAACAAAGCUAGUUAAGGUUAGCUGUUAGCAGCUGGCGAACAGAUGUUGUAUAGAGUUGCAUUGUGGAGUGCUCAAGCUAUAUUGAAUAAAUGAUAACGUUAAUAACUACAGUAGUUUAAAGCAGUUGUUUUCACAGCCUUGUAAAAAAAAACCCACUAAGGAAGAGUAGUGUCACGUGAUUAACUUCCGAACAAAAAACAGUAAAGCAACUGUUAAAAGGAGUGUACGUUGAAGUACUUGUUAUCUAUGACUUGUUUUUUACCUUGGCAUCAAGACAUUUCGGGUCUUACCCGGUGUCUGUAUUGACGACUACUUUUCUGUUAUCGUGACGCCCCUACAGCAGUUACAUAUAUACACAUUGGUGAAUCGGACAGGCCUAUGGAAAUGCUCUCCUGUUACAUGGCCUCCUGCCAGUCGGUAUAAACAUGUGCCUAACAUUUCUUUAUCUUCACUGCUGCAUUUUGAAACCUGACGCGAAAUAUUUGGCACACCCUGUUGACGGUUUAUAAUAAUGUAAUGGUGUUAUACAUUUCAGACUGUCUGGAAGUGAAGCCCUUAACAGUUAUUGCUUUUUCGAUAACACCGCAGUGUAAAGGCUAUCUGUAACUUCUGUAUCAUGCUCAUGCGCCUUUUUUUUCUACAGUUGUGGAAAUAUUGUCUUAAACUAAAUUGCAUUUUAAAGUUUCCAUCUGUUUUUGCCUGUACGAAGCAAUCAUUUUGUGAACUGUUUUGAGUUAGCGACAAACAUCAGGUUAGGUUUGACUGGCUCAACUUUUGGCCUCAUGAAUCUGGAUUUCAUGUCCAAAUUAGAAACAUUUGCAGAGUUUUGUGAUGCUUAAUAGGAACGUUUUUGUAUGUUUAUAAGUUAUGGCCUUAAUAUCCAAACCCAUUGUAUGUCAGAACUUUGCAUUAGCACUAAAAUAAACUGAGAGCCACACUGAAGCAAUUUCUGAGAAUAAUUUGAUGGCAGCUAUGAUAGCUCCUGUGAGGCAGACUGCAAGAACCUUAAAAACAGUUGCAUUGUGAGGCACACGACCUGUAAUCAUACAUAGUAUUUCCUAAGUGACAGACAUACAUUACAAUUACUUGGUCAAAUGUUAAUAGCGGUUUCCUCCGUAUUAAAUACAUCUUUGCACA